CCCAAGACAAUUUGUAGGCUAUCAACUUUAAAUUUAUAUAUAUACAUGCACGCAGAGAAUUCGCAUAUUUUAAGAAGCUGAAGAUUUUAAUCUGAUUUUACAUAUGUUAAGAAGGAAAAUGGCAAGCCACGAUAACAUGUACAGCUCUGAUGGUGCUUCCGGACAACCUCAGCUGAGGAGGGAUGAUAAUCAGGCGCAGAACACUGAUUUCCUUAACCAGACCGGAGAACAGGUGAAAACGAUGGCGCAUGGAGCGGCUGAUGUAGCGUCAGGAGCGGUGCAGGGAACUAUUUUUCUGGCACAGGGGACUGCUUCUGGAGCAGCCAAUGUUGCUCAAGGUGCUUCUGAUGUCCUGAGGAAUACUUUCGGAACAGGAGGAGAAGCCUCCAGUCCCUCUCCUCAAAACCACAGUGGCAAGCAAAAUUAAUCUCAGACUUCCUGACUAGUUCAUCAGGCCACAUACUUUUGUUAGUUUCGUUUUUGUAACUUUCAAUAAACCUGUUGUAGUUCUAUCGUACGUAUCCAUCAAUAAAUCUUAUUUGGCGAAAGAGCACAAGC
Daucus carota subsp. sativus is the source of this 558-nucleotide messenger RNA. RefSeq lists its product as uncharacterized. Lineage: Eukaryota; Viridiplantae; Streptophyta; Magnoliopsida; Apiales; Apiaceae. The transcript has 3 exons. Bases 104 to 427 code for a protein of 107 amino acids. The record is from RefSeq and is a predicted model, not a curated record.